Sparassis crispa is the source of this 498-nucleotide messenger RNA. RefSeq lists its product as hypothetical. The record is from RefSeq and is a predicted model, not a curated record. The transcript has 7 exons. NCBI's taxonomy places the organism in Eukaryota, Fungi, Basidiomycota, Agaricomycetes, Polyporales, Sparassidaceae. The coding region runs from base 1 to 498 and encodes 165 amino acids.
AUGGGCGCCCAGAGCAAUACCGACGCGGCCGAGGCGGGCUCCGCCGACAAGAGUGCCGGCCACGAGGUCGCCGACGUGCUCGAAGAGGGCCAGGACGUCUCAUGGACGUGGGGCGGCGGGACCGCCACGGGCAAGGUCGCCGCGGUCGUGGAGGAAGGCUCGGCGCGGGUGACGAGCGACAAGGGCAACACUGCGAUCCGCCACGCCAGAGAGGGAGACCCCGCUGUUGAGAUCACAAGGGACGGGAACGAUGUUGUGAAGCUCGCGCACGAGUUGAACGAGGUCGAGGACGCUGCUGAAAUGCCGUCGCGGCGGGUUUGCAAGUUAGCGCGAGUUAUUUGUUACGAGAUUGACGGUACCAAAUUGACGGCCAUGAAGCGCUACACCGAAGUGUGCACGAUAAGCAUCCCAGGCCUCCCGUCUUCCUCCUGUAUCAACAGACUAUGUGAGGCGAACCGCCAACGCCAGGGUCCUGUGCUCAAGCUCAAGGAUGAGUAA